Molecule: messenger RNA, 2267 nt
Organism: Paramacrobiotus metropolitanus
Lineage: Eukaryota; Metazoa; Tardigrada; Eutardigrada; Parachela; Macrobiotidae
Product: protein phosphatase 1 regulatory subunit 3B-like
Exons: 2
Coding region: 483-1574 (363 amino acids)
Biological process (GO): regulation of glycogen biosynthetic process
Cellular component (GO): protein phosphatase type 1 complex
Molecular function (GO): glycogen binding; protein phosphatase 1 binding
Source: RefSeq, a predicted model, not a curated record
CUUAUUGGUGGGCGCCUAUAUGGUGAUGAGAAUCCGCUAAAGGGAUUUUUAUUAUGACGAGAGACGAGUCAAACCAUUCGUUUCAACUGUGGCAUAAACUUGUACAAUAUGCGGACACAUUGAAAAGACCGUGUUCCUCGAAACGGAUUCUUUAAUCUAUCAUUUGUCUGCGACUUUCUUAAUUUUGAACCCUUGGCCUAUGCCUGUGAAUAUCCUUAUCUUUGACUUUUAUUUAUUCCACACGGCAUGAUUUUCUCUCAGUGUAUCCAAGAAGCCUUCUACUUGUUUUAUCGUGGUUUUAAUUUUUAGUUAAAAACGUUUUCAAUUUAAAGAUAAGUGUGUCUAUAAACGGCAUGCGGUGUUGUUGCCUGAUUACAUAAUUUGGGCGCUAAAAGCGUAGUGGCAUUUGUGCACUGCACUUGCUCAGGGACUGGUGGUGUUGAAAUUUCCGUGCCAAGUCUACCGUUUUUCGGGUAACGGGAAUGCCAUUCCCUGCAACGGGUUACGAUAUUUACAUGGUCGGUCCUCUAAAAUCAUCUACUGCUGCUCAGUUUCCUCCGUCGCACCACUACAACUACAUGCUCGAUUUCCAGGUUGGAUCUGCAAAUGCCCGGAAUCCUUACCCACUUCGCUCGCAAACCGGGGAGAAAUCUCCCGUAGUCGCCCAGUCGAACAACAGCACCCAGUCGAUCCUCAGUGGCCGGAGGAGCCCGCGUGUCGAACGUCUGGACCGGCUGGAUUCGUUGGAGGACGGUUUGACAUCCGGGGAGUCCGACGAUAAUGAGGUGCCCCCCAUAACCCUCAUCCUCAGGGAGCCCCCGCGACGGGGUUUCCGGCGGAAGAACCUCACCACCACCAGCACGCCCAUCCUCAAAAACUACGAAAACAAGAACAGAGCGAGGAAGACGGUGCGCUUCGCCGAUGAUGUCGGGCUGGAUCUGACUAACACGUUUGAAUUCGCUGAAGAGGAGGAUGAUGGUUACUGGGAACCGGAAGCGGAGCCCCGUGUUGACCUGUUCGGCUCGUCUGCCAAACCACAAAAUGCUGAUGAUCUGGUGGUGGAGAUAUCCGAAUGGCAGGUGAAUUUCAGCCAGCCGGCCGCUGAUUAUAUGGGCUUUCGGGAGAAACUGGAGAGUAAUGUUGUCGCGCUGGAGAAUGUGAUAAUCAAGCAGAAGUCAGAGAGUUUUCUGGGCACCAUCAAGGUGAAGAAUGUGUCCUUCAAGAAGGAUGUCUUUGUGCGAUGCACAUUCAACGGCUGGCAAACAUACUCCGAUUUCCCGGCGAAAUAUUGCAGUAGUAGCACGGACAUCUACGAUACGUUUAGCUUCGAGAUUGCAAUUCCGGAAGAGGCCGAGCAGCGUCAUUUAAUUGAAUUUUGUGUGGCAUUGCGAACAGAUGGAAAGGAGUACUGGGAUAGCAAUCAGGGAAAAAAUUAUCAGUUGAUUACGGGACACAUGAAGCACAAACGCACACUGGAAAAGCAUACAGAUGCGUACAGGAUUGAAUCGCCCAGCAAAUCUUGGGGCGAAUUCGCCAGCUGGAACCAGUUGGAAAACCAUCAACCGUAUUGGUGAUUUUCUGUUUAUGUGCGCAUUUGGAGCUGGAGCGGAAUAGAAAUGCCGGCAUUGAUUUUCGGUGAUCAGAUCGUAAUUUAUUCUUUAUAUCGGCCAAGGAUGUGUUUUGGAUGUUUUGUACAGUUUUCAAGUUGUACUCGUUUAAUUGUUCGGAUCUUUCAAACACUGACGUAUUUAUCGUUUUACAUAAUAUGAUUGGCAUUGCAACUCAAACAGCAGGAAUGAGUUUGCUGUGUGGCAAAGACCGUUCUUGCUCAUCGGAUGUUCUCUUUCAUGGAAUCUGCAGAAAUUAUUUGGCUCAAAACGGUUACAGUAUUUCCUCCCGGGGGUGGAUCCGUGUGUAAUGGAUGCGUUCUGCUUUCGGCACAUCGCAGAUGCAAACUAAUGGUGCUGUCCUCGCUGGCAAUACUGUACAGUAAUAGUGCGAAUAACCUUUUGUCCUUCACAAGGUCUUUGCUCUUUAAGACUUUUAGCUGUAUAAAAUUCUUGAUUUUUGGCACUUUUUGCGGAUGUGUUUUCGCGAUUGGAUGCUCUGUGAUAUACCGAACGUUUUCAUGCUUCUUUGGCUGAUUGUACCACUAUUUAAUAUAACGUUUGUGCGUUUUUAAUAUGUGACUCUGUUUUAACGUUAUUAUGUUCUAAUAAUAACUCACCAUGAGCAUUAUUGGAUGAAUCAAAAGACAUCGUCAAUUG